Nomia melanderi (Alkali bee) is the source of this 1046-nucleotide messenger RNA. The record is from RefSeq and is a predicted model, not a curated record. NCBI's taxonomy places the organism in Eukaryota, Metazoa, Arthropoda, Insecta, Hymenoptera, Halictidae.
UAUGGUCGCAAUGGUCUUCUCCGAAAUGUAAUAACACUUGUGGCAAAGGAUACAUGGUUGCCAUUGCUUCGUGCCAAGAUCAAGUAACCUAUCAUAUGUCGCAGAGGCAAGCCUGCCAUAGAUUGCAUCGGGCCGGGAUCAUUUUGGUGAGCCAGAACAUCUUUGAGGGAGUUACCUUGAAUUCCUUGCCCAUGACGAAAGGUGUGAACUUUUCCAGUUGUCCGGAUAGCUUCGGUAAAUGUUACUGCGAGGUAAACAUGGUCGAUGGAAUUAUGAGAGCGGCCAGGUUCACAGAACCUUGCAUUUCUACCGAAGGGUGCACCCAAAGCGAUACGGGAACAUUCACUUUCGAAGGAGAGUACGAUCCAGGCAGUAGCGCCGACUUCGACGAAGUUUACGAGGAUGAUGUUCGUGAAAGGUUCGGAGACACGCUUUUCUACUUGGAAUCGAUUAGACCAACGCAGCGACGUCUUCUGCGAGUUUACAGUUCCAGCGUAGAGUAUGAGUCACGCGAGGACAGAUCGCCGAAUAAGAACUCGAAGAGCAUCGGUGGAUAUCGUUCGGCCGUGAGACGUCGGUUCGACGAUGAUUUUGAUUACAACGAGGAGGACGAAAACAAAGAUACCAGUGACGGGAACGACGUCGGUGAAGACGGGAACGAUGAUGAUGAUGAUGGCGACGACGAGGACGAAGAGGAGAUCGGCCUCAGAGGCCCUGUGCAGGGUCUUCACAGACCCGGGAAACGUGCUCACGAGCCAAGGUCCGAUUAUGCGGCGAUUGAGGGUAAACGAGAGGUCAGUGAACCUAACAGGGAAGGGGCAAUGCAGAUCGCAUCCGCUGAAGACGACUGCGACGAUGAUUCCACGGAACCGCUGCAAUAUUACGAUUAUGACUCUGGAGGAAAUAAAUUCGGUGGAAUGCAAAUUAAGUUCGCCGUGAAAUUGAUGGCACUAAAUAUUUUGCUUUGGUGCAUCUUGUUUUAAUGGAUAAACGCGAAGAAAAUCGGAGAUGAAUAGAUAGGAAUACACAAUCAUUUUGAUGGAACU